UUUAGGGUGCCAUGAGCUGGACUGCUUGCGUGCUGCCCUAUGCAAGAGAGAGAGAGAGAAAAAGUUUCAUGGCAUAAACCUGACAGCUACCGGGUCCUGCCUUCAGGGAGAAAGCCCCCUGCUUUUCACUGGGUGACGCUAGCAAGACCUGGUCAAGGCCAAGGAAGUUUCUGAACUGGCUGAAGUGAGCGGCCCCUCCAAGAGACUGCGGCCGCCAUGGACUGGAAGACCUUACAAGGCCUCCUGAGUGGGGUGAACAAAUACUCCACAGCUUUCGGGCGCAUCUGGCUCUCCGUGGUCUUCGUCUUCCGCGUCCUGGUUUACGUGGUGGCGGCCGAACGAGUGUGGGGGGACGAGCAAAAGGACUUUGACUGCAACCACCGCCAGCCCGGGUGCACCAACGUCUGCUAUGACCACUUCUUCCCCAUCUCCCACAUCCGCCUGUGGGCUCUGCAGCUCAUUUUCGUCACGUGCCCUUCGCUUCUGGUCAUCAUGCAUGUGGCUUAUCGGGAGGACCGGGAGAGGAAAAAUCGGGAAAAGAACGGGGAGAACUGCCCCAAGCUGUACAGCAACACAGGCAAGAAACACGGGGGCCUUUGGUGGACUUACCUUCUCACCCUCUUCUUCAAGCUGGGCAUCGAGAUUGUCUUCCUCUACCUCCUGCACCGGAUAUGGGACAGUUUCGACCUGCCUCGCCUUGUCAAGUGCGACUUGCACCCUUGCCCCAACACGGUGGACUGCUACAUCGCCCGUCCGACGGAGAAGAAGAUUUUCACCUAUUUCAUGGUAGGGGCGUCCGCCUUGUGCAUUGUCCUCACUGUGUGCGAGAUCUUCUACCUGAUCUUCAAGAGGGUGGUCCGCUCGGUCCAGAAGAUGAAGAAGAACAAGAAGUCCCUCACCUACAGCAAAGCGUCUACCUGCCCUUGCCACUCGAGAAUAGAGCAUGAUGGGAAGUUGAAGAACUCCACCGUGGACGCCCUCCGAGCCUCUGCCCCUAACCUCACCUUAAUCUGAGCUGGGUGAGGUAAGGAGGGUCUGUCCAAAAAGGUCAACGACAUGCUUGGAUUAUUUCAUUGGGACGUGGAUGUUUUUGGAACAGGAAACGGGGAAAGGAUGGCAUGAAAGGGGUGAAGUUCCGCCUUUGAGUUGCCAACAAGGGGGAGCCCUGCCACGUUUGUCAGGAAGCGCCGCCAUGCUUGUUGAGGCCUGAAGGCAAGACCAUGGCCUCACCGUCUGUUUACAUGUUAUGGCUCCACGGAACAGGCAUGGUUUGCAUGUUCCAGCAGAAGAAUGGCUGGCCCACCACCAAAGAAAGCUGAACCCCUUUAAAAUCCUAACGGCCAUGCUUUCCCUUUUUAAUUUUUUUUAAAAAAACAAUCUCAGAAAAUACAACAUGAUUCAUUCUAGGCAGUCAACUAUGAGAGUUUGCUCUGUUUUUGCAUAUAUUGAGGUCGUUGGAAGACCCAUUGGAGCCAAUAACCUAUAGCUUUGAAGGGGGGGGAUUGACAUUCAUUCAUUUUCUUAGAGGGUGUGGCAAAAUCCUUCCCCUGGAGGUGGGGGGAGGUUGAGUAAGGAAGUUCAACAAGUGUGCCUCAUGAAGUCCAACCUCUUCGUGAAGGCUGCCAUUUUCUCAAGGGACAAAACAUCUCUUGUUUCCACCCAAAAAAAAAAGCAGCCACAUGGAUCAAACAGAGCUUCUAUAUGUAUUUUUUUUUUAAAGAGGGGAAUAUUUUGCACAAUUUGUAGCCCUGCUCAGAUGAAGGAAUCAGCUUUAUACAUCUCUCCAGAGAAGCUGCUCAAGUGCCUUCUUGUUCUACUGUUUACACAUUCCUUUUACACCAGACAAUGUACUCAAGAAAGGACAUGUUGUUGAGAAAGGUCAAACGAGAGCAUCACCAUAGUAUUCUUCCCUCCAAAUUCCACACAGUCAGUUGUUCUCUCCAACUUCCUGUUGACAGACAGAGGGACCCUCGGACAGAGCUGGCCUUUCCAGGACGGCGUUUAGACUUCCCACCGAAAUCAAACCUAGCUAAAUAUGAGAUUUGAAGGUUCCUCCUCAACUGAGGAGGCUUUUCAUUCAUGUCCUUAGAAGGGUUUCUAAGGACCCUGUAAAACCCUUCAAAGGACGUGGAUUAAAAGUCGAAAGGUUCCUCGGCUGGUGGAGGGAGGGGCACGCCAACAACCAGAGGGGGAAACCCAAAGCGAAAUCCUCAAUUUGCUUUUGGUUGUUGAGUUGUGAGUUCUCUCCUAGGAAAGAACUUCGCUUCUAAGUGAAGUUGCAGGAACCCUGAAGGAAUUUUGAAGGAAACUGAGGUGUCCAGACGAUGGGAGAAAUAUCUCAGGUUGCUAGCGUGCAUCCUCA
Molecule: messenger RNA, 2362 nt
Organism: Pogona vitticeps (central bearded dragon)
Lineage: Eukaryota; Metazoa; Chordata; Lepidosauria; Squamata; Agamidae
Gene: GJB3
Product: gap junction protein beta 3
Biological process (GO): cell-cell signaling
Cellular component (GO): connexin complex
Molecular function (GO): gap junction channel activity
Source: RefSeq, a predicted model, not a curated record